AUGGACUCCGUGAACGACGUCGCCACGAAGGCGGCGCAGGUAUCCGAGGCCGGCCAGAAGCACCUCUACCCGCCCCCGGCCGACCUCGCCGCCGCCGCUCACGUCAAAUCCUUGGACGAGUACAAGGCGAUGUAUCGGCAAUCGAUCGACGAUCCCGAGACGUUCUUCGGGAACAUGGCGCGCCAGUUCCACUGGGAGAAACCCUUCGACUCCGUCGGCCCCGUCUACAACUUCGACCUGAGCAAGGGCCCGAUCAAGAUCGACUGGUUCCAGGGCGGUAAGACGAACAUCUGCUACAACGCGUUGGACCGCCACGUCGCCGCCGGCCACGGCGACGACGUCGCCAUCCUGUGGGAGGGCAACUCCCCCGACGAGCAGGCGUCGCACACCUACCACGACGUCCUCGACGCCGUGAAGAAGUUUGCGAACGUGCUCAAGUCCAAGGGCGUUCGCAAGGGCGACACCGUGACGCUGUACAUGCCCAUGGUGGUUGAACUCGCGGUUGCGUGUUUAGCGUGCGCUCGAAUUGGCGCCAUCCAUUCCGUGGUGUUCGGCGGCUUCAGCCCCGAGGCGAUCCGCGGGAGGAUGGCGGACGCGCAGAGCAAGGUUGUCGUGACGUGCGACGCGGUGAUGCGCGGCGCGAAGCCCGUUCAGCUCAAGACCCAGGUGGACGCGGCUUUGGAACUGGGCAAGGACGACUUCACCGUCGAAUCCGUCGUCGUGUUCAGGCGGCUCGCGGGCGAGUGCCCGAUGGUGGACGGACGAGACACGUGGUGGCACGACGAGAUGGCGACUGUUACCGCCGACUGCGAGUGCGAGUGGGUCGAGUCCGAGCACCCGCUGUUCAUGCUGUACACCUCCGGGAGCACCGGCAAGCCCAAGGGUAUCGUUCACUCCACCGCCGGGUACAUGCUCGGAUCGUGGGCCACGUUCAAGUACGUGUUCGACUACAAGCCCGGCGAGGUGUACUGGUGCACCGCGGACAUCGGGUGGAUCACCGGACACUCCUACAUCGUCUACGGCCCCCUGUUGGAGCGCGCGACGACGGUGAUGUUCGAGGGGGUGCCCACGUAUCCAGACGCGGGACGGUGCUGGGCCAUCUGCGAGAAGCACGCGGUGAACCAGUUCUACACCGCGCCCACCGCGGUUCGCGCGCUGAUGAAGGCGGGCGACGACUUCGUCACCAAACACGAUCGCAGUUCGUUGCGCAUCCUGGGUUCCGUCGGCGAGCCCAUCAACCCGGAGGCUUGGCGGUGGUACUACUCCGUCGUCGGCGAGGAGCGAUGCCCCAUCGUCGACACGUACUGGCAGACGGAGACUGGUUCGUUCAUGAUCACGCCGCUGCCGGGCGCCACGCCGCUCAAGCCCGGGUCCGCCACCCUCCCUUUCUUCGGCGUCCAGCCCGUGGUGCUCGACGACAAGGGCGUCGAGCUCGAGGGCGAGGCUUCGGGCUUUUUGGCCAUCAAGAAACCGUGGCCGUCCGCGUCUCGAUCCUGCUACGGCGAUCACGCGCGGUUCGAGAGCGUGUACUACUCCAUGUUCAAGGGAUACUACGUCGCCGGCGACGGGUGCAGGCGCGACGCCGACGGGUACUACUGGAUCACCGGCAGGGUCGACGACGUCAUCAACGUCUCCGGCCACCGCAUGGGAACCGCGGAGGUGGAGUCCGCCCUCGUGCUACACCCGGCGUGCUCGGAAGCCGCCGUCGUCGGCAUGCCCCACGAGAUCAAGGGCGCGGGCAUCUACUGCUACGUCGUGCUCAAGGACGGGCAGGUCGCGAGCGACGAGCUGGCGGCGGGGCUCAAGGCGAUCGUGCGGAAGGAGAUUGGGCCCAUCGCCACCCCCGACGCGAUCCAGUUCUCGGAGGGUCUGCCGAAGACCCGCUCGGGGAAGAUCAUGCGGCGCAUCCUGCGAAAGCUCGCCGAGAACCCCGCGAUUGACAUGGCGGAGCUCGGCGACAUCUCCACCCUGGCGGACCCCGGGAUCGUGGCGCUGCUCAAGGAUGGGGCCAUGAAGCUCGCGGGCAAGUGA
Micromonas commoda is the source of this 2031-nucleotide messenger RNA. RefSeq names its product acetate-coa ligase (gene ACS). Gene Ontology annotation, molecular function: AMP binding; acetyl-CoA synthetase activity. The transcript is spliced from 3 exons. Bases 1 to 2031 code for a protein of 676 amino acids. NCBI's taxonomy places the organism in Eukaryota, Viridiplantae, Chlorophyta, Mamiellophyceae, Mamiellales, Mamiellaceae. The record is from RefSeq and is a predicted model, not a curated record.